Molecule: messenger RNA, 1889 nt
Organism: Dipodomys spectabilis (banner-tailed kangaroo rat)
Lineage: Eukaryota; Metazoa; Chordata; Mammalia; Rodentia; Heteromyidae
Gene: Plxdc2
Product: plexin domain containing 2
Exons: 14
Coding region: 120-1706 (528 amino acids)
Source: RefSeq, a predicted model, not a curated record
UCAGCCAAGUCGCCCCCAUCCUCCCCGGGAUUCCCCCCUCGCCCUCCCGCUCCCGAGAGCUCACUCAGGACGCCGGGAAAGGACUUGGAGGGGCCCGGGAGGGAGGUCGCGGCAGCAGCAUGGCGCGGUUCCUGAGGGCCGAGCUGGCCGCCGCGGGAGUUGUGUUACUUUGUCACUUCUUCGGCGACCGCUUGCAGCUGGCCGGAGGGGCGUCGGGAGAGCGGAUCGGGGGCUGGCAGUACCAAGUGGCCCCAGGCUUUCCUGGAGCAGAAGAGGAUGUGCACGUGGAUGUGCAUGCGUACAGCCACCGAUGGAAAAGGAACUUGGAUCCUCUGAAGGCGGUAGACACAAACCGAGCAAGCAUAGGCCAAGACUCUCCAGAGCCACGAGGCUUCACUGACCUGCUCCUAGAUGAUGGGCAAGACAACACCACUCAGAUUGAGGAGGACACAGAUCACAAUUACUACUUAUCUCGGAUAUAUGGUCCAUCAGAUUCUGCCAGCCGGGACUUGUGGGUGAACAUUGACCAAAUGGAAAAAGACAAAGUGAAGAUUCAUGGAAUCCUGUCCAACACUCACCGCCAGGCUGCGAGAGUGAAUCUGUCCUUCGAUUUUCCAUUUUAUGGUCAUUUCCUACGUGAAAUCACUGUGGCAACUGGAGGUUUCAUAUACACUGGAGAAGUUGUACAUAGAAUGCUCACGGCCACACAGUAUAUAGCACCUUUAAUGGCAAAUUUUGAUCCCAGUGUUUCCAGAAAUUCAACAGUCAGAUAUUUUGAUAAUGGUACUGCACUAGUUGUCCAGUGGGACCAUGUACAUCUCCAGGAUAAUUACAACUUAGGCAGCUUUACGUUCCAGGCAACUCUUCUCAUGGAUGGACGCAUCAUCUUUGGGUACAAAGAAAUUCCUGUCUUGGUCACACAGAUAAGUUCGACCAAUCAUCCAGUAAAAGUGGGGCUGUCAGAUGCAUUUGUCGUUGUUCACAGGAUCCAACAAAUACCCAAUGUUCGAAGAAGAACAAUUUACGAGUACCACCGAGUAGAACUACAAAUGUCAAGAAUCACAAAUGUCUCUGCAGUAGAGAUGACCCCACUACCCACAUGCCUGCAGUUCAAUGGUUGUGACUCCUGUGUAUCCUCUCAGAUUGGCUUCAAUUGCAGUUGGUGCAGUAAACUUCAAAGAUGUUCCAGUGGAUUCGAUCGCCAUCGACAGGACUGGGUAGACAGUGGAUGUCCUGAAGAGUCAAAAGAGAAGAUGUGUGAGAAUGUGGACUCGGUGGAACCUUCUCAAACCACCACAACUAUACACACAACAGCCACCCAAUUCAGAGUCUUAACCACCACGAGGAGAACAACCACAUCUCAGCUGCCAACCAGCCUGCCCACAGAAGAUGACACCAAGAUAGCGCUACAUCUCAAAGAUAAUGGAGCCUCCACAGAUGACAGCGCAGCUGAGAAGAAAAGCGGAAGCCUCCAUGCCGGCCUCAUCGUUGGUGUCCUCAUCCUGGUGCUCAUUGUAGCCGCAGCCAUCCUGGUGACAGUGUACAUGUACCACCAUCCCACGUCCGCAGCCAGCAUCUUCUUCAUUGAGAGACGCCCAAGCCAAUGGCCCGCGAUGAAGUUUCGAAGAGGUUCAGGUCAUCCUGCCUAUGCUGAAGUUGAACCAGUCGGAGAGAAAGAAGGUUUUAUUGUAUCAGAGCAGUGCUAAAAUUUCUAGGACAGACUAGCACCAGUACUGGCUUACAGGUGUUAAGACUAAAAUUUUGCUUAUAUCUUUAAGACACAUACACACACACACACACGCACACACACGCACACACACACACACACACACACACACACACACACACACACACACACACACACGAACCCUAAGCUGCUAUAGCCUGAA